Molecule: messenger RNA, 827 nt
Organism: Paramecium octaurelia
Lineage: Eukaryota; Ciliophora; Oligohymenophorea; Peniculida; Parameciidae
Source: the annotation of a GenBank genome assembly
AGUGGAUGCAAAUGAGUUAAAUUAUUUUUCAAUAUAAAUUACCUUUCGUCAUUAACACUGGUAUUCAACUCUAUAAAUUGGAAUUAAAAUUAAAAUAAAAAAUCAUUAAUAAUCAUAAAAUAAUAUAAAUGAUAAACUAUGUGGAUACUUAUGAAGAUUAAAAACUAGACUAAUUUGAGGAAGAACUUGAGUUAUUUGGGUUUUUGAGUUCGCCAAAUACUCUAAUUUUGUCGGACCAAGGUUCAAGCUCUUGCGUUGAUUAAGGUAGCUAAUAAUAUAAAAUAUCUCAGAUUCGAAUUUAUCGACUCCUUAACAGCAAGAAAUUCAAAAGAUAAAAUUGCCAAUUCAAAGGAGACGUCCUCCAAAACGAAUUCAAUACACUUAUCAUAAGAAGAAGAAGCGCCCUGCUCCUAAACCCAUUAUCCAUAUAAAAGAAAAUGGAUUGAAAGUGUGCCUUGUUAUGGAGAAACCCAAAUCCAAUGCCCAUCCUUUCUCCAAUAUUGAAGAUAAGAGAAUUUUGGAGCUCGUUCUUAAGAUAGGACCCAAAUUUUACAAAAUAUCAAAAUCAUUUCCAGGCAAGAGUGUCAGCAUGGUCAAGAAUAGGUAUUACAAAUACCUUCGUUAUAGAUGGGAUGAAGUUAUGGGAAGGUAAUUUGAAUUUAACUAUCAUAUAGUGAGUAUAGACACAUGAAUUCUCUUCCUGAAGAUCAGCCUUGCGAAGGUCAAAAUGAAUUCAGAUUGGAUGAUAUGAGUGAUGAACUUGAUUCCGAAUGUUGAGCGCGUUCAAGAAAAUCAGUAUAGUGACUAUAUUUUUUGUUUACAUCGAG